Pseudophryne corroboree (corroboree frog) is the source of this 6787-nucleotide messenger RNA. RefSeq names its product collagen type XI alpha 2 chain (gene COL11A2). The record is from RefSeq and is a predicted model, not a curated record. The transcript has 67 exons. Gene Ontology annotation, cellular component: collagen trimer. Bases 128 to 5746 code for a protein of 1872 amino acids. Gene Ontology annotation, molecular function: extracellular matrix structural constituent conferring tensile strength. Lineage: Eukaryota; Metazoa; Chordata; Amphibia; Anura; Myobatrachidae. Gene Ontology annotation, biological process: collagen fibril organization; cartilage development; sensory perception of sound.
UUUUCAGCAGUAGCUGCAGCCUGUCCUCUGCUCUCCUGUCCUGUCCUGUCCUGCUCCCUUUGCACCUCGCUCCUGCUGAUCCUGCGGCCCUCCUCCUCUUCCCCUCCCUUCCCUGUACCUGGGCACCAUGCCCCAGCCUCAGCGGCAGCCCAGGAGAUGCAGGGUCCCCGGGGUGCCCCCUCUCUGCAGCCUGGCGCUGCUUCUCUUCUGGCAGCUGGUGAGGACCCAGGCAGCAGCUGACCCCAUCGAUGUAUUAAAGGGCCUUCAAUUGAACACACAACCUGAGGGUGUAAAGAAGAUCUCUAGCCUGUGCCCGUCCCGUCGUUCUAGCACCGGUGGAGAUGUUGCCUACAAGAUAUCCAAGCAAGCCCAGAUCAGCGCCCCCACGCGGCAGCUCUUUCCAGGUAAAUUCCCAGAGGACUUUUCUAUCAUGGCACUGGUCCGGGCCAAGAGCGGACUGCAGGCUUUCCUCCUGUCCAUAUACAACGAGCAGGGAGUCCAGCAGCUUGGGAUAGAGUUGGGGCGCUCUCCUGUAUUUCUGUAUGAAGAUCAGAGUGGGAAACCGGCUCCUGAGGACUAUCCAAUAUUCAGCGGGGUCAAUCUGGCCGAUGGAAAGGUGCAUCGCAUCGCUCUGAGUGUGCAGAAGAAGACAGUGACAUUAAUCCUGGACUGUAAGAAGAAGAUCACAAAGCCACUGCGCCGUGGAAACAAGCCCGUUGUGGACACGAAAGGGAUCACUGUAUUUGGAACACGUAUUCUGGAUGAGGAAUCAUUUGAGGGUGACAUUCAACAACUACUUGUAGCAAAUAAUGCACAGGCAGCUUAUGACUACUGUGAACACUACAGUCCGAACUGUGACUCUGCUCAACUCAACACACCCCAAGCGCAGGACCCUAACACCAGGCAAGAUUAUGCAGAGGAAGAGGUGGAGUAUUACGAGUAUCCGUACUAUUAUGACAAUAAGGAGGAAGGGACGCCUGCCCCGCCUACUGCAAGUGCCCCUGAAGGGGGCGCAGUUGAGCAGAAAAACAAAGCCAAAAAAACAAAGCCACCAACCAAGUCGAAGCCAAAAGUGCCUCCUCCGGCCAAGAGUACCGGCAAGCCGAAAAAAGGUGUUGUGGGCAAAGCCCCAGCAAAGCGAAACACCUCUGUGAAAAAUUCUGUGGGCAAAGCCCAACCCAAGAAAAAACUGACUGGCGCCAAGAAGAGGAACGUGGGGAAUGGUUACCAGCAGGACCCUUCCCUUACUUCUGAACCGAUCAUGACCCCUGAGCCCACUCUGUUAGAGCAGAGCCCCGAUUAUACUGCACCACCACAAGAAGAGGAAGUUUAUGAGUUUUGGGAUGAGGAACCCACCAAGGCAGUACCACAAUCACCACAGGAAAAGGAACAAGAUCCUUCUACGGCUGUGAAAGGUAGUGAUGCUUUCAUAGAGGAGUAUGUGACUGGUGAGGAGGAAAAUCCAACAGUCGGACUGGACUAUGAGUAUGUGUACAAGGAUUAUCAUGAGGGUUCCGAGAGUUCACACCUGGGUCCAGUCCUCUCUGCAGAGACUCCUGAAAGUGGAGGUGCUAUCAGUGGACCUCGGGGGCUGAAAGGAGACAAAGGAGAUCCGGCUGCUAUGGAGGCGGGUAUGGUGGUAGAAGGUCCUCCAGGGAAAGAAGGACCCGCGGGUCUGACUGGUCCUCCUGGAACACAAGGACAUCCUGGCGUUGUUGGAGAUCCUGGAGAGAGGGGCCCUCCAGGCAGGCCAGGUCUUUCUGGAGCUAAUGGAUUGCCAGGACAGCCCGGUAGCUCCGUCAUGCUUCCGUUCCGGUUUGGAAGUAGUGGUGGGGACAAGGGGCCAGUGGUUUCUGCACAGGAAGCUCAGGCAGCGGCUAUAUUACAGCAGGCCAGGUUGGCUCUACGCGGCGCUCCUGGACCUAUGGGCUACACUGGACGAUCCGGGUCCUUGGGACCACCUGGAAGCCCGGGGUUCAAGGGAGAAGCAGGAGAUCUAGGUCCUCAGGGCACAAGAGGACCCCAAGGGUUGUUCGGGCCUCCAGGAAAAUCGGGGAGAAGAGGUCGCCCAGGUGCCGAUGGAGCUCGUGGUCUUCCUGGUGAAUUUGGCACCAAGGGCGACAGGGGCUUUGAUGGUCUUCCUGGAUUACCGGGAGAGAAAGGUCACCGGGGAGAUUCUGGUGCACAGGGUCCUUUGGGAACAAUAGGAGAAGACGGAGAGAGGGGAAGCGAUGGAGACGUUGGACCUCGUGGACUUCCUGGUGAACCAGGUGUCAGGGGACUGCUCGGACCUAAAGGCCCACCCGGUAUUCCUGGCUCAAAUGGAGUAAGAGGUAUGGACGGACAAGUAGGGCCAAAGGGAAACCUGGGCCCACAGGGUGAGCCUGGCCCUCCCGGGCAGCAAGGAACUCCAGGAACUCAGGGUCUUUCUGGGCCACAGGGGCCUACCGGACCACCAGGAGAGAAGGGACCCCACGGCAAACCUGGACUUCCCGGCAUCCCCGGCUCUGAUGGACCCCCUGGUCAUCCUGGUAAAGAGGGACCUGGAGGCACUAAAGGCAACCAGGGUCCACUUGGUCCACAAGGUCAGAUCGGUUAUCCUGGGCCGAGAGGCGUGAAGGGAGUUGAUGGAAUCCGGGGUCUACAAGGACAUAAGGGAGAGAAGGGUGAAGAUGGUUUCCCAGGACUGAAAGGGGAUUUCGGUGUGAAGGGUGACAAGGGUGAAUUCGGCCUUCCAGGGUCAAGGGGAGAGGAUGGUUCUGAGGGUCCUAAGGGAAGAUCCGGCCCCAAUGGUGACCCAGGCCCGCUUGGAUUGAUUGGUGAGAAGGGCAAGCUGGGAGUUCCGGGCCUGCCAGGUUAUCCCGGGCGACAGGGCACGAAGGGAUCACUCGGCUUCCCAGGAUUCGCAGGGGCCAACGGAGAGAAGGGAGCGCGGGGUCUGUCUGGGAAAUCAGGGCCGAGAGGAGAAAGGGGACCCUCGGGACCAAGAGGUCAAAGAGGACCCAGAGGAGCCACAGGGAAAUCAGGGCCUAAGGGUACUUCAGGCGGAGAUGGUCCAUCAGGGCCUCUGGGAGAGAGAGGUCUUCCAGGACCACAAGGCACAAACGGUUUCCCAGGGCCCAAGGGACCUCCUGGCCCUCCUGGUAAAGAUGGAAUCCCAGGACAUCCUGGACAGAGAGGAGAAGUGGGGUUUCAAGGCAAAGUAGGAACUACAGGACCACCUGGCGUUGUAGGAGCACAGGGUUCCCAAGGUGAGUCUGGUCCCAUGGGAGAGAGAGGUCACCCCGGCCCCCCAGGACCACCGGGAGAGCAAGGCUUGUCUGGCGCAUCUGGAAAAGAAGGUACCAAGGGGGACCCUGGGACUGUUGGCGUUCCCGGGAAAGAUGGUCCAGCUGGCUUGAGAGGAUUCCCCGGUGAAAGAGGCCUGCCCGGUACACCAGGUGGUGGAGGCCUGAAGGGUAAUGAGGGUCCAGCUGGUCCCCCAGGUCCAGCGGGAUCUCCUGGAGAACGAGGAGGACCAGGCCAAGGUGGACCCAUCGGGCCUCCUGGGCGACCAGGACCCCAGGGUCCAUCAGGCUCAGCCGGAGAAAAGGGUGUGCCAGGUGAGAAAGGUCCGAUUGGUCCCGCAGGCAGAGAUGGAGUGCAAGGGCCUGUGGGUCUUCCUGGACCAGCUGGUCCUAAUGGCAUCGCUGGAGAAGACGGAGACAAGGGUGAAGUUGGUGAACAUGGACAGAAAGGAGGAAAGGGUAACAAGGGAGAACAUGGUCCUCCUGGUCCACCCGGUCCCGUCGGCCCUGUUGGACAGCCAGGUACUCCGGGUGCUGAUGGAGAGCCUGGUCCACGUGGUCAACAAGGAAUAUUUGGGGCAAAGGGAGAUGAAGGCACACGAGGAUUCCCAGGUUCUCCGGGACCCAUUGGCCUACAGGGAUUACCAGGUCCAUCUGGAGAGAAAGGAGAGACGGGUGACGUUGGGCCUAUGGGCCCACCAGGACCUCCCGGACCACGUGGUCCCGCCGGACCUUCUGGAGCUGAUGGUCCACAAGGACCUCCCGGUGGAGUAGGAAACCUGGGACCUCCAGGAGAGAAGGGUGAACCUGGAGAGUCAGGAGUUCCCGGUGUCCAAGGAGAACCUGGACCUAAGGGACCACGUGGAGACAGGGGAGAAAAGGGAGAGUCUGGGCAAGCAGGUGACGCCGGACCUCCGGGAGGGAAGGGACCUACUGGUGAUGAUGGACCUAAAGGAAACCCGGGUCCAGUUGGCUUCCCCGGAGACCCUGGCCCUCCAGGAGAAAUGGGACCCAGAGGACAAGAUGGAGCGAAGGGUGAGAGAGGAGAGGAUGGAGAGCAAGGAGAGGCGGGAUCCCCUGGUCCCACUGGUGAGAACGGCCCCCCUGGACCAUUAGGAAAACGAGGUCCUGCUGGUCCUUCUGGUCCUGAAGGUCGACAAGGAGAGAAGGGAGCCAAGGGAGAAUCUGGUGCUUUGGGUGCACCGGGAAAGACUGGCGCUAUCGGACCUCAAGGUACCCAAGGAAAACAAGGCCCUGACGGACUCAGAGGCAUCCCCGGAGCUGUGGGUGAACAAGGGCGACCUGGAGCUACAGGCCAAGCUGGACCCCCAGGACCUGUGGGACCUCCCGGAUUGCCAGGACUUAAGGGAGACGGUGGAUCCAAAGGAGAGAAGGGUCACCCUGGACUUAUCGGCCUCAUUGGGCCAACGGGAGAACAAGGAGACAAGGGAGACCGGGGCCUGCCAGGACCGCAUGGAACAGCCGGACAGAAAGGAGAGACUGGUAUUUCUGGUGUCACAGGUCCUAUCGGUCCAGGUGGAUCCGCCGGUGUCCCGGGGCCACCAGGUCCUAAGGGAGCCAAAGGAGCCACGGGACAAGCUGGAACCAAGGGACAGAAGGGAGUGCAAGGUCAGGCUGGACCCCCGGGACCCCCAGGUGAAGUCAUCCAGCCGCUGCCCUACCAGAUGCCCAAGAAAAACAAACGUUCCAUCGAUGCCAGUCAGUUCAUGGCAGACGAGACCACUGGAGAUUAUGCAGAUGGUAUGGAGGAGAUCUAUGGAUCCCUUAAUGCUCUGAAGAAGGAUAUCGAGCUAAUGAGGACACCCCUGGGCACAAAGGAACACCCUGCUCGGACAUGCCAGGAUCUGCGACUGUGCCACCCUGAGAUUCCCGAUGGUGAAUACUGGAUCGAUCCAAACCAGGGCUGUACUCGAGACUCCUUCAAGGUCUUCUGCAACUUCACAGCCGGUGGGGAGUCUUGUGUCUUCCCCAGCAAGAGCAUUGAGAAGGUUAAGAUGUCUUCCUGGAGCACUGAGAAGAAAGAUACCUGGUACAGCAAGUUCAGGAGUGGUAGUAAGUUCUCUUACGUGGACUCGGACAAUAACCCAGUUGGAGUGGUUCAGCUGACCUUCCUCCGCCUGUUGAGUGUCUCUGCCCAUCAGAACUUCACGUAUCACUGCCACCGAUCCGCUGGCUGGCACCUGGCCUCAGCAGACAGCUAUCAAAAGGCAUUGCACUUCAUGGGCUCCAACGAUGAGGACCUCUCCUUCCACACGAGCCCUUACAUCAAGGCUCUCAGAGAUGGCUGUGCGAUGAGGAAGGGCACAGAAAAGACGGUGCUAGAAGUCCACACCCCUCGCGUGGAACAGCUUCCCUUGACGGACGCUAUGUUUAUGGACUUUGGAGAGACCAACCAGAAAUUUGGCUUUGAAGUGGGACCUGUAUGUUUUCUGGGCUGAGGCAUUUAAAAAAAAUAGAGACAUCCCCCACCCAUUUGUAUCCCCUUCUGAAAGAAAAAAAAGGCAAAGUCCUCCCCCCUCUAUUCCUGUACACCAGUAUUCAAGAAGCUCAGCUGAUGAGGAGCAGAAAGCAAGUCCCUCCGAUGAGGUGGAACAAGAGACCAAAGAUGCCCCCACCCCGGUCAAAACGUGACCAAGACCUAAAGCUGGGUGGAUCUUCUGAUGACCAAAGAAAGAUUUUAUCAUAGACUUUUAGCUAGAAUUAUUUCAGGCUUUUUAUCAUAAAAAAUAUAAAAAGACACCAUUCCCUUGCAGAAACAAAAAGAUACAAUGGUGUAGACAUCCCACGUCCUACAAAAAUUCACAUCGAGGACACUGUGAGACACUUUUUGUUACCCACACAGAGCUGUCUCUUUCCUUAUGUUUUCUUUCCAGUUCUCAUGUCUCCGAUAUUUAAAGAGAACGAGUGCAGACGCCUAAAUGGGACUUAUUUUUUUCUUCUGUGGAUAAAUGAAAGUUUUAAAUAUUAUUUAAAAAAAUAAAUAAAAUUGUGAUAAAUUUUCCUUUAACCCCUGCACACAAAACAUGGGGAACAUGUUAAUUAAAAAAAAAAACAGAUGUCCUGUACAGAUGAGAAGAGAAUCUAAAUCUGUGAACCAGUUUUCACUAUGGUGCUCGGAGUAAAAGCUUAUUUUUGACCAACAACAUGGUAUAAAAAACAAAAACCCUCACAGGUGCUCAGAGUAUUACUGUGUAAUGUUUGUAAGUAUUUUUUGUAUUGUAAUAUAUAAUCUAUAAUUUUGCUGCUUUUUAUUUUUAUUUCUGUUUUUUUUUCCCUUUGUCCUUAUUCUUUCGCAUGUCCAUAGUUUACUUCCUGCCCGGUCUCCCCAUUUCCUGUGUGGCCUCUCCACUUCCUGCCCGCCCUUACCCAAUGUGCCCCCUGCAAAGUUCUUGUUCUCCAGCCUGAUCUGUGUCUACCAUUUCCUCCUCUUUUAUUUAAAUAAAUGAUGUGCAAACGGUGAAAUCCACAGAGGAAUAAAA